UCUUAAUCAUGACAACAGCACAAGUCACCAGUGGGACCCAACGGGCUCGGCAUGAAAAUCAGCAAAAGAGUGGUUCAGCUCAACCAGUGGAUCGGCCGAAGCUAAUCCAUAGAGCUGUGACAUCAUCGGUCGGCUCCGUGGGAACUUUUCCGUCCUCAUCCAAGUCACCUUUGCUCCUCCCUCUCUCUUUGGUUCUGGAAAUCAUACGUACUACGGAGGGGUGUAUAACAAAUGCACUCACACAGGAUUGGUAUACACCAGCAUCAUGGCAGCAGCAACAGCUUCACCGGUCCGACCGCAUCAACAUGGCAUCACGGCGGGGGAUUGGCCGGAUGAGCAUCUCAGUGCCAGGCGUCGCUCGGUUGGUGGUGGCCAGGUGCAUGUUCGAGAGCAGGGAUUGGAUACUGGUGUUCGGGUGAUGGGUUUAUGACGGACGAUUGGAUAUCAAGUUUCGCGAACAGAAGCCCUGGCUGCUCAAUCUGAUUAAGCAUCUGGAACGGUACCCGACGCCCCUGCGCGGGGACCGUAGACCGUCGGUUAUGUCGAUAGAAGGACAGGACACGUUUCCCUUGCGUUUAAACGUCGUUAUCCACGUGGUGGGUUCUCGCGGUGACGUGCAGCCAUUCGUUGCGUUGGGAAAGGAGUUACAGAAGCAUGGACACCGGGUCCGACUGGCUACCCAUCUCGCCUUUCGUGAAUAUAUCAAUGAAACUGGGCUGGAGUUUUUCAACAUUGGGGGCGACCCAGCAGAAUUGAUGGCGUUCAUGGUAAACAAUCCCGGUUUGAUGCCGGAUAUGCGGACGAUUCGCAGUGGCGCGAUCCCAAAACGCCGUCGUGAAAUGAAGGCUAUUUUUUCCGGGUGCUGGCGCUCGUGCUUUGAGACUGGGGAUGGGACGGGUAUGCAUCAUAUCAAGGAGGAUCCGUGGAGUGAGGCUCUAGAUUGCACCAGCCAGCCGUUUGUCGCCGACGUGAUCAUUGCGAAUCCGCCUAGUUUCGCCCAUCUUAGCUGUGCAGAGAAGCUGGGAAUUCCGGUGAAUAUGAUGUUUACGAUGCCAUGGUCGGCGACACAGUCAUUCCCCCAUCCAUUGGCCAAUGUCCGAGCGCGUAAUACCAAGCCAUCCGUUGCGAAUUUCGCGUCAUAUGCGAUUGUCGAGGUGAUGCUAUGGGAAGGACUUGGCGACCUGAUCAAUCGCUUUCGAAAGAGGGAGCUGGGCUUGGACCCCUUGGAUGCCAUCCGGGCUCCCAGCAUCGCACAUCGGUUGCGAAUACCAUAUACCUAUCUUUGGUCUCCAUCCCUCCUCCCCAAGCCUCAGGACUGGGGUGAACAUAUCGACGUCUGCGGGUUCCAGUUUCUAGCCAGCGACACGAACUACAAGCCACCCGACGAUCUUGAUGCAUUCCUUAAAGCAGGCGACCCCCCGGUGUAUAUCGGUUUUGGUUCCAUCGUAGUUGACAAUCCCGCUAAACUGACCGAAAUUGUAUUCGAGGCUGUCCGUCUUACAGGGAAGAGAGCGCUCGUGUCGAAGGGAUGGGGCAAUAUUGGAGAAGGAAGAGCGGAGAUUCCCGAGAAUGUCAUGCUGUUGGGCAAGGUUCCACACGACUGGCUUUUCCAUCAUGUUUCAUGCGUCGUUCACCAUGGUGGUGCAGGCACCACUGCUGCCGGGCUGGUCCUGGGUCGUCCGACGGUAAUUGUACCCUUCUUCGGUGAUCAGCCGUUCUGGGGAUCGAUUGUGGCGCGCGCAGGCGCUGGACCACAGCCCGUGCCAUAUAAACAAUUGACCGCACAGAAACUAGCAGAAGCAAUCAACAAAGCUCUAGAGCCAUCUACUCUAGAAAAGGCCGAGGAGAUAGGCAAAGGCAUGCGGACAGAGAGGGGUGUGCAAAACGCCGUCUGCAGCUUUCAUCAACAUCUCGAUUUGCGCAGGCUGCGGUGCGCUAUAUGUCCCACCCGGCCGGCGGUAUGGUGGCAUAAACAUCUGCACAUCAAGUUGAGCACAUUUGCGGCAGCCGUUCUGGUAGAGGCUGGGCUUGUGGACCCGCAUAGUCUUGAACUGUAUCGCUCUAAGCAUUACGACACGAACCGCGAUCCGCGAGGACCGCUUUCCGCCAGUGCUGAGGUGCUAUAUGGGGUUGUCAGCGGUUUCAUCAGCGGCCUUGCCACUGUGCCUACAGACCUGGCUGGAAUGCUUUCCAAGGAAAACCGCAAAAGAAAGCGUCACAAUCACCAUCGCCAUAUCGGUGACCGAGAUUGGAUACAGUCACAUUGUGCCGCAGGCCUGGCGCAGGCGAAAGCACAAAAAGGGGAGGGGCCUUCCAAUUCCCAUAUCAAUGGCGCCAGUCGUCAAGACCGAUCUGAGAGCGAUGAUGGGUCAUCCGCCUCAGAACCGGGGAGUGAAAGCGAAUAUGCUUCAGCCGAGGAAGGACAGUCAGGCAGUAGUAGUGCAGAUACAGCGGUUGAUGACUCCGAUGCCGAUAACGCUGCGAAUGAACUCGAUCUUGAACGCACGCUGACUCGCAAACAAGCUACAGAACAGAAAAUCGGUGCGCAAGAGAUUCUAGCGGAAACAAGCUAUCACACCUCUAAGUUUGCCAAGCAAGUGCUUAAUUAUGCGAUCAUGUUACCCACCGAUUUGACGCUGAGCUUAGCCAAGGGCUUCCAUAACGCACCAAAGCUGUAUCAUGAUACAACGGUGCAACGGAUCCCGAGAGUACGCAAUGUGAAGAGUGGCUUUCGAGCAGCCGGGAUCGAAUUCACAGAAGGAUUCUACUAUGGCAUUACCGGCCUUCUUACGCAACCUGCUCGGGGCUUCCAGAAGUCCGGUGGUAGAGGCUUGGUAAAGGGCGUCGGGAAGGGUAUGGGUGGUGUGUUCUUGAAGCCAGCUGCAGGCAUCUGGGGACUAGCAGGCUUCCCGCUGGACGGACUACACAAGAGCCUUCGCAGUUCCCUAACAAAGAACAAGACGAAGUACAUCUUACGGUCGCGACUAGAACAAGGCAUCCAGGAGAUGUGUGCCUCAUCAGCAGAGGAGAGAGCUGUCGUGGUUAAGAAAUGGCGUGAGCUGGAAAAGAACCAUCCUCGGAAUCAGGAUGGCCACGCUCAUUAGCAAACUGCAGAUACCCUUGAGAUAUGUAAUUAUACCAUGCAUGUAUAUUAACGACGAUAUUCGUACAAAUUUGAUAUAUUUAAUGAACGACACUUGAUGCCCAUAUCCUUGGCUCACUGGACAGAGAUCUUUCCUCCACCAAUCUUGACGUUGGCCGCCCACAUACCACGACCCUUGGUCAUAUUCUGCCCAUUAUUGAAAGCAUGGAACACAAUCGCACCUCCAUCCUGGCGGAAAUCAGAGCCACCGGGACCACCAAGAGGUCCUCCGUCGCUGCUAUCCCCUGAAACCAGCAGCGGCGCGUCUGGAGCCGACGCCUUGGUGUACGGACCCGUUACGGUCGAUGCGACGGCGUAGCUAACAUCAUAUUUCAAGGUGUUGUACCAAUUUGACGAGAACGACAGGUAGUACUGGCCACCGCUCUUCACGAGACUAGGUGCUUCGACCAGGGGCCCGUCGGCAUCGUCACGAUCAAUCAACUGCACGGCGUCCCCGUCAGGAGUCACGGCAUCCGACUUCAGCUUCUGCAGCAUGAUAGGGGUGGGGUGGUACUCGCUGCCCUGGUUGAGACUGUUGCCAUCAACCUUAUACACAACAUAGUACGUUCCGUCGUCAUCUUUGAAGCCCGCAGCAUCGAUGGCGCCGCCUUUGCUCUUAUCACAGGCAAGUACAUCUUGCUCCGGCGAGUAGGGGCCGGUAACUGACGAAGAAGUUGCGGCGCCAACACA
Molecule: messenger RNA, 3832 nt
Organism: Aspergillus pseudonomiae
Lineage: Eukaryota; Fungi; Ascomycota; Eurotiomycetes; Eurotiales; Aspergillaceae
Exons: 7
Coding region: 540-3104 (854 amino acids)
Biological process (GO): carbohydrate metabolic process
Molecular function (GO): UDP-glycosyltransferase activity; hexosyltransferase activity
Source: RefSeq, a predicted model, not a curated record